Molecule: messenger RNA, 345 nt
Organism: Marasmius oreades (fairy-ring Marasmius)
Lineage: Eukaryota; Fungi; Basidiomycota; Agaricomycetes; Agaricales; Marasmiaceae
Exons: 2
Coding region: 84-326 (80 amino acids)
Source: RefSeq, a predicted model, not a curated record
UGUCUCAUCUUUUAUUACGGACAUCUCUAGGAGGCAAAACUCAAUAUGCUCCUUCUGUUGGGCUGGAUCCGGCGCUCACAAGAAUGCCUCCCCCAGAUUUCAACUUGGUUCUUACACCGAAGGCGUCUCUAGCAUUCACAAGGUGGAGCACAUUCAAACUUCAAGACGCCUACCUUGUUCACGGAUGGCCAAUGCGUAUGGCUUGGGUACACAUCGUUGAUUCAUAUCCACCACUGAAGCGUGUAGCCCACAAGGUCUGGCAGGUCAAGUUAGGAUUCCGCACAGUUGACGAGUCGGCUUGCACCUUCGUGGUUGAUAACUACUGAACGAACCCUGGGAUCUUGC